Messenger RNA from Solenopsis invicta (red fire ant), 9321 nucleotides. RefSeq names its product mucin-19. Bases 1007 to 6649 code for a protein of 1880 amino acids. Lineage: Eukaryota; Metazoa; Arthropoda; Insecta; Hymenoptera; Formicidae. The record is from RefSeq and is a predicted model, not a curated record. Gene Ontology annotation, cellular component: nucleus. Gene Ontology annotation, biological process: regulation of DNA-templated transcription. The transcript is spliced from 5 exons.
GAGGAGGAGGAGGAAGUGGUGGAAGAGGAGGAAGAGGAGGUGGUGGGCAAGUGAGGGUGGUAGCGGCGGGAGAGAGGAGUGACGCGGGUGACCGCACGAGAAAUCGGAGCUCCCGGUGAAGUGACAUUUGUUUUCGCUUCCCUCGACCUGGCAUCUCACGAUCGCGAGAGGGAUAAAGGGCUCUUGCCUCCCGCCCCCCUCCCCUCCCUGCCCUUUCCCUCUGUGUCCUCGCGCGAUCGCCUCGUGUUCCGACUCGAGCGACGAAUGACGAAUUCGGAAGGGCCAGGUAACGAUCCGGCUCGUUAGGGAAAAUCGGAGUCGUAGGCGGGGCCUAAGGUCGGUGGACACGUGACGCGGAAACUGUCACGCCGCCCUUGCCCUCCCUUCAUUCUCCCCCCUCCACGCGACCGAAAUCCUGCAGCGGCGACCGACCCACACGCUUUUACCGUGAGCGAACGUGUGUCGUCCACGAACGGACGACGCCCGGUCUGAGAUUCGCACGCGUGUGUGCGUGUACGUGCGCGUGUACGAGGGUAUCCACGCGGAAUUGCAUCGGGAAAUCCCACAAUGUGGGGUUAAGACGAUCACGAAUGCUCCGGAGGAUUAUGCGUCAGCUAUGAAUUUGCAGCGUGCACCGAAUGCAAUCCUCGUGCCGAAUGCGACGCUCUGACGGAAUUCUCUCGCAUCCUGCACGGAGAGUGCGACGCGAUAUUCUCGCAGCGGGAUAGAGAAUGCUCUUGCCGCCUGUUCCCUACGUGGCUGAGCCAUUUCGGGAUUUAAGUAAUUUCUGCGAUUAAAUAAUGCGCAUCCGAUUCUAUUGUCGAUCGUCCACUACAGUGUUUUUCGCCUCGUUUUGUUUGUGCAAUUUCGCAGAUAACCGACAAGCAAUUUUUUCGGCCGACAAUCACAGCCCGACGACCGUAUCACCAAUUCGCAGGGCGAUGACACCGUCGUGGUCGUACGAGGAACGCCACCGCGGCAUCGAGUCGGUGUGAACCUCCCGAGAAUGCAGCAGGCCAGCGUAGGUGGCUGCAACGAGGACUCCGGCACGACGAGUCCCCCAGCGAGAUCGCCGAUCGGUUUCGCGAUCAAGAGCGAACCCGGCGUAGACAGGAACGACGGUGUAAAGGUUAAAGUCGAGAUGCCCGAGCCUACGGAGGCCGGCGUCGAGGUCAAAGGUGAGCCUCGGGAGGAUUAUCAGCGGCAACAGCUGAACAACGACGGUUAUCACUACGGCGACAAGAAGCCGGGAUACGUUUUGGACGCUCCAGGACAACUACCGUCAGCACUGCCGCCACCGCCGCCACCUCAUCAGGGAUACCGUCCCGUGGGAUUACCCAACUCUUUUGGCUUCCCUUCUUUUUACGGGCAUCAUCAUCCGGCCAUGAUGCCGGCGUCGUUCCCGACCGGACGUCCGUCGCCGGAUGGGCCGAUCGGCAAGAUUGGCGAUGGCCACGAACAGACGACGCCGUCGCACAUUGAUCGACACGCGGCCGCCGCUGCCGCCGCUUACGGCAGAUUGCCACCGAUUCCCAAUGACGGCUUCCUGCACGAGCCUCCCCAUCAUCACCGCUUUGACGCCGGCGACUUCCAGCACAGUAUGCCGUACCCGGGUUUCCGGCCUACCAUGCGUUCUUACAGCAAUCAUCAGAACAACAGCGCCUACAGCAGAAGCGGCCACUAUCACCCGGCUAGACAGCGCAAGUGGAGCAGUUCCGCGUUCCGCGGACUUCAUCCACCGAUGCCCUGGCCUACAUGGUUUUUCCGCCCAGAUCUUCCGCUUGGCACAUCGCUACCAACGAGUCACGUUCCAAAUUCGAGUAACGUUCCUACUUCGUCGCCUCUGCCAUCUCGGACGCAUCUGGAUGCUCCGAAAGGGCCGGAGCCUCCUUCCAACAGCAACAAAGUCCAUGGACAGACGCCAACGAUAUGCACAUCCAUCCGCUGCACGGUGAACGGCUGCUCCUGCGACUCCUUCACACCCGGGAAACGUCAUCUGCGCUACUGCGAGAGCUGCCAUCACGGAUGGGUGCCUCACGCGCUGGCGCGACUGUCAAGCAUCCACCAGCAACAGCAACAGCAACAGCAGCAGCAGCAGCAGCAGCAGCAUGCUCAACAACAACAGCAGCGGUUGGGUGGUGGUGCAUCAGGUAGUGGGGAUGUCGUCUCCGGCCCUCGUUCCGCUAGUAGGGAGGACAAAAGCGUAGUAGGGAGGGUAAAACACCCGGCAUCGGUGACGACGACGACGACGGCGACGACGACGGCGACGACGACGACGACGGCGGUGGCGGCAACGACGACGAUGACGACGACGACGACAACGACGACGACAACAACGACGAUGACGGCACCCGCGACUGGUAGUGCAGGAAGUGAAGGAGGGGGAGGUAGCGGUGGUGGAGGUGACGGCGGCGGCGGAGGUGGCGGUAGUGGUGGUGGCAGUGAUAGUGGUAGUGGUGGCGGCAGUACCCCCGGUGGGGAUCGUAACGGCGGCGGUGGUGGUGGAGGUGGUUGUGCCGGUGGUGGUGGCGAAGUUGCGGAGAAGGAGGAGAGGCCACCGGCUUCAGAGACUGUCGAGCCGACGGCCGCGUUUGACGUCGCAUCCCUCGUACUCUACGGCUCGCGCGCACUGCCGAUACGCCUUAAGAUCUUGCUCGAUCAGUUGUUCAACCAGUUGCCCCCCGCGCAAGUGACACGUAUCCUAGCUGCCUUCGGUUGGACCCACGAGGAUUACACGCGAGGAUACAUACUGCAGGACUCGCAGAACGGCCCGGUGCUGGACCGAUGGAGUAUCUGCUCGGCUGAGGAGGAACCGCUGGUCCUGCAGCAGUUCCUCAGGUUCGCCGAGACGCGUCCGUUUGUGCAGCAGCUGCUGCUGGCCGCCGGAACGCCGGGUACGGAUGCUAUGUCACCGAGCAGACGACCUUCGCCACCGACGAUGCCACUAGCACAUCUGCCGCCCCCGUUGCACAUGCUCCAUUGUGGCUUACCGCCACCAGGUUCCCGGCUACCACACCCAUUACCACCUCCACCGCCGCCGCCAUCGUCGUCGUCGUCGAUCUCGCAUCCCUCGAUGUCGCCAACGGCACAGAAGCACUAUUCGACGGCGAAUCACCAUGGCAGUAUCACCAGUAGAGCGAACUCACCUCCGCGUUCCCUAGACUCGCAUCUAACGGUGUCGCCGUUGAAUCGACUACAGAGCAUGCAACCGUUCGACUUUCGGAAGCUGGGUACUCUCGGAUUGCCGGCGUUCCCACCGUUGCCGCCGCCACCGCCAUCCGCGGAACAACUUUUGCAAAAUCGAAAAUCCAUGAGAAAUCCACAGAGUCCCCACAGUCCGCCUCAUCAUUCAUCCGCGCAGUUGCAAAGGCCGCAUAUGCCGGUCGCCCCGGUCUCUUCGUCGGCGUUGACCUUCGGUCACCCGCUCUCGGUCGCGGUCUCCUCCGGCGCGGUCUCCUCCGGAGCGUUACCACCAAGCUUCCCGACGCACUUCCCGCCACCACCGAUGGGUAAAUCGCCCGGUGGCAUCGUCGGCGGGCUAACCAUGUCCGCGGACGUACAUAGCGGCGGUGAAAAGAGCAGCGAGUUUGGCUCGGAGGAAGACGAGGACGACGAAGAGAAUUCCGACAGCGCGUUGAACCUCAGCCGACGAGACUCUGCUAUGUCGAAACACGCAAUUUCCUGCGAGCAGCGGCAUCCACCGCCGUUAUCGCUUCAGGCCACGCCGUUGGGUAGGCCACCCGGUAUACCUGGCAGGAAACCGCACUCUCCUGGCAAGCGACCAGGCAGCCAAUGGAGCUCUGCCGCGAACAUGCCGCCGAAUCUCGGUACACCUUUCAUCAAUCCCACCACUGGCAAGAAACGCGUGCAGUGCAAUGUUUGCCUAAAAACCUUCUGCGACAAAGGUGCCCUAAAGAUACAUUUCAGCGCGGUACACUUGCGCGAGAUGCACCAAUGCACUGUGAAGGGUUGCAGCAUGAUGUUCAGCUCGCGCAGGUCGCGCAACCGACACAGCGCGAAUCCGAAUCCAAAGCUGCACUCGCCACAUUUGCGUCGCAAGAUCUCUCCACACGACGGUCGCUCGUCUAUGGCACACGCCUUGGUACUGCCGCCGCAGGUGGGACUCCCGGUACCCGCUACCGGACUGAAUCACCUGCCCUUUGGCUCCUUUCCGUUGCUCACGCCGCCGCCAGAUCUCCGUUCUCCGGCGUCGCUGUGCGCACUGGACUUUAAGCAUUUGGAUUUGUCAUCCACGCAAGCGGGCCAGGGUAGACCGUACGACGAAGCGUUGCAGCAGAGAAUGUCAGUGGGCACGUGUCUGUCGACGACCACAGCCUCGACGACGAUGCCAGUGCCGAUGUCGAGUGUCGCGGCGACUACGACCACGACGCCGGCGCGAGGUUCGUAUUCUGGUGGCGGUACGUCCAUCAGUGCAGUUUCGCCAUCCACCCAGGCAUCGUCCGUAAUACCGGAAGGUGAAGAGGACGACGAUGACGACGACGGUGGUAUUGUCGUGGUUGCGGAAGACGACACCAGCAAUCUACCGUCGAGGUUGCAACCGUUGCGUGCCGACGACGACGAGCAGCCGGCCGACUUCAGUCUGGCGAAGCGGCCGAAGCUCUACUUUGGUGAUACCGCCGACGAAGACCUCGCUAGCAAUCCCGACAGCAACGAGGACAACGAUUCGAUAAGCACGGUCGAUCAGCAGCCCUUCUCCGUGAACCAACAUUCGCUCAAUUCGAGUUCCUUCCACAACCGGGGUGUGCGCAAGAGAAAAUCCCAGCAUCCCACGAGGUGCGCUGUGCCGGCGGAAGUGCACUCCUCAUCUACCGAUGGCGAUUCCUCCAAUGACGAAGAGCAACGAAUUCAACGACGGUGUCUGUCGGAUGGUAUCGUUGCACCAAUAGCAGAAUUUCAAAAUCAGCCAGAGGACAUGUCGAUGUCCAGGCUUGAGGCGGAGGAACGAAAGAUGCUCCCUGGCUCGCCGAGAAACCAAAAAGGUGGCUUUCAUGAUCGCGAGUCAAACUCGCGCUCUCCAGACACCGGCAAUAGAGAGCGCGAGGCGACGGCUAGCAAUCGACGUGAUACCCUCUCCUCUCAAGACAACACAGAGGAGCUACCUCAGGACGAGCCGCGUGACUUAAGCUCGAGGGCGAGCUCGGUCAAAUCGCCAAAACGACAGAUCACCCCGGAACCAAAGAUCGACAACACGCCGUCGUCGAGCACAACGUCGAGCGGGGCAACAACUGCGGCGGCGGCGGCGGUGGCGACGACGACGUCGACGACAACGACGACGACGACGACGUCGAAAGACCCUGAUGCGACGUUGUCGGAGCAGAAAGAUCGACGAUUGAGCGCGGAAAGUGACGAGACGACGAGGACGAAAGACGAGACGAUCGCGAAAAAAGAAUCCGCCGAGGUGACGCAGGAGGAACGGAGGCCGACGAGCAACGAGGAGCACCAGGAGGACGAGGAGGACGACGAUGAUGAGCCCAUGGAGGAAGUCGAGGAGGAGGAUGAUGAGGAGGAAGAGGUGGACGACGCGCUGCGCAAUCAAGAAGGUGAGCGUCCCGAUGAUCCCCCCCGUGCCCCGAGCUCGGUCGACAGCCGUCCGACGACAGCCGACGACCUCUCCCACGACUCCUCGACCAACACUUUGCGUCAACUCGAGUCCUUGUCGCAGGGUCGAUGCGCGAUGCCGUACGCCGAGACGCAGCGGGUGGCUUCGAGGUCUGGCCGCGGCUCUACCAGCCCUAUCAGCCUCACGAACCACCAGGAGAUCACCAUGGACAACUCCUCACAUGGCUCUCGUUCAUCCAGCGCCUCACCCUCCACAGCGGCCAUGGAUACGGACAAUAGCCUGAUCACGUACGCACGUUACGAGAACGGUGGCUUCGUCAGCACCCAGGAAGUACCACUCGACCGUGAAAAUCCACGCCGUUGCACCGCCUGUGGCAAGGUCUUUCAGAAUCACUUUGGUGUCAAGACCCACUAUCAAAAUGUCCACCUCAAACUGAUGCAUCGCUGCAGCGUGGACGGCUGUAACGCGGCUUUCCCCUCGAAACGAUCUCGCGAUCGCCACUCGGCGAAUCUCAAUCUGCACCGAAAAUUGCUAUCGACCUCGUCGAGCCCGCCACUUUCCUCCAGCUUGCCGCCGAGUCUGUCGCCACGCGUGGAUGACCCUCACAAUCAGAUGAACCCGUUGCUGCACAACGAGUUUCUGGCAAGGUUGUAUGCGGAUGCUAGUAUCGGCGCGUUGGGCGCGUACCCCUUAGCACCCGGAUUGCCGUCCGCGGUUGACCUGGCGGCUCGGAUACCACCACCGCACCCGCUCUUGCUGCCGCCGCAUCUUGGUGCCACGUUCCCGGGUCUGUCCUCGUUCGCUUCUCACCUUGCCGGUCUGAACGGCCUCACUCAUCAGCAUUUGAAUCAUCUGACGAGACUGACCCAGGAACAGGGCAACAGGCACGCGUCCGUCUCAGGUUCGCCCGUGUCCUCGCCGGGCUCGGACGAUCGUAAGGAAGAAGCCAGAUGCACUGUACCCGGCUGCGAGCGCGUCUUCGGUUCCCGAGCUGUACGGGAUGCGCAUUCCAGAGACCCCCAGGCCCAUCGCGACCUGCCGAUCCUGUCUACCAGCAGCGGUUCGUGACCAAUCUCGUUCUGCGGUCGCGGACACGAUUAUUAUCCUUUACUGUGAUGCCAAAAUCCUAACUCGGCGAUUCAAUUUGACCGAUCGAUCACCGAUGAUCUCUUUUUGACUAGGAUCGGCAGACCUAGACGCGAUCUUCCCUACGAAUGAGGCACGCUCCGGUGUCCUAUUCGAACGUUCUAUUGGAACGUGCAUAAAAACGUGCAAUAUCGAGCAGAGUGUGUACGGAAUGAUCGACCAUCAACGUGGUCGACAUGAAGCGAUCUCGUUGAUCAGCGCCUGCCCAUGGAGUGAACGAGAGCCAGUUCCAAUGCGGUAAUAUUUGCCUGCCAGUUUUUCUUAUUUCUCAGAUUUAUACGUCAGAUCGCAACACGCGAGUUUGUUAGGCUAAUCUAGUCAAUUUGGAAAUCUCGAUUUCGCGCGUUGUCGCAAAUGACGGUAAAAGUCGCGCGUUGCCGCUUUAUCUUGCUCGAUUAAUCGAAUUAAAGUCGUGCAAAAAUUUAAAGAAUGCAAAUUUUGAAUUUGUAGCAAUGAUGAAGCAAUUAUUAAAUCAAGAGAAUUUUUAAAAACGCACACUUCUGAAAGUAAACUUUUUAAAAGGAAUGAAAGCAAUUGUAUGGAAUUUUUAUUUCAGCCAGAAUAUGUGCUUUAGCGACGUACGGAUUACGUAGCACAAAACGUUUAUACUCUUUUUUUGCUUUCUGAGUAAAAUUAGAUUUAGAAUUUUAAUGUAAAAUUGCAAAAUUUAAAAUCUACAUAAAUAUUUGAUUACUUAUGACAUCCAAGAGAAAAACGAAUUAUUUAUUAAUUUGAUGCAUAAUUUAUUUACUUAAUGUAUUAAUUUUAUGCUACUUCAAACAAAAAUUCUUAUUUCUACAUUUAAUUGACAUUUUAGAAUGUUAAUUAAAUGUAGAAAUAAGAAUUCCGCUUCCUUUAAUUACAAAGAAACAAUAUAAUGAAGGAUAGUAAUUUUUAAAUAACUUAUCUUCAUAAAAAAAAUUAUGUAAGAUUUGAGAAGUCAUGUAAAAAAAAAUUAAAAUUACUAAUUUUUAUUUUAUUGCAUUGUAUUGAAACUGGUUUCUUUAUGAAGUCUACUCGAUGAGAACACUGAAUUUUGAAAAAAAGAUUUUCGAUGACGUCUGAUUCUCUUGAUUUAAUUAAAGAUCGAGCGCAUAGUGUAGCGCGCGAAUGUACUCGUAAUAUAUCCCUUUCGUACUGUUAUGAAGAGUCGCAUUGUAAGCACUGGCUGGCGUAGAAGUUUAGGACUCGACUAAACUGCCUGACUUUGAAGAUCUCCACGUUCGCGUGGCGUGCGAUCAUUUCCACGAGCGCGACGCCAAGAAAUCAACGACGGAGCAUGGCGAACUGUUGAAUUCGCGAUAAAUCCGCGUGUCAAUUCGUCUGUCCGCGAUCGUCGGGAUUAAUUUAACAUAAUCAGGGGUGACAGAGAGAGGGUCGUCGGAGGGGGCGAGGACGAAGGACGAAAGCGUUAGAAGAGCGGACUGAAGGCGCGGUGCCCCCGAUCCCGAAGGGCUAAUUUCAUCGUCGUUGUGAUAACGUAACGUUAGCGAAUAACGCCACUAUUUAACCAGUAACCAAUUACUACCGCUGUAUAUAAUAAACAGACAUAGUACCUUUCGGUGUAAAUGCGUAACUAUAUCGUGACUAAGUUGUACCAACGCGCGCCCGACGCGACGCGGUUAACGACGAUUAGUUUUGUAAAUGUGAGGAGGGGGAGAGCCGAUGCACUUUGCCGAGAGGGAAGAGAAGAAGGAGAGCGACGCGUGUCACGUCGCGACGACGGCAGCUAGAAGGAAAUGCAAUCUUAGUUUAAGGAGAGGGAUCUGCACCCUCGAGAGCUCGAAGGCUGAAGAGAUGGGGACGGUCGGGCGUUCGGCACGGAUAUAGACGAGUGGAUCGACCAGCAAAUCAAAGCGACGGCGUCUCGCGCUAGGUAAAUGAGAAUAGAUAGAUUUUAUUUAUUGUUCCCUAGGAAUCCCAUACACGAAACAUACAUGCAUACAGCACACAAAACACACACAUACAUGUAUACAUCGAAACACUGUACCCGAGCGGCCAGUAGCGGGCACUGCCGCGAGUAACUUCCUCCUCUAGGACUUGUAAAAUCGCGUUGUCGUUUUUACGUGGCGAAUCAAUUGGCGCCGGAGGUUCGCUCUCAUCGUUACGUUGUUGAAGAAGAAAAUCAUCCGGCAUCAAUUCCGAAAUCGAACGAGAGCGCGAACUUCUCCCAUGAGACGAUUUGGUUGUACAUAUAUACUUUAUUUUCGUAUCUAUACAUAUAUAAAUAAAUAUAAAUAAAUGAAUAUAUAUAUAAAUAUAUAUAUAUAAAUAUAAUUUGGCGGUGCGCAUCGAUGUCGCGGCGCGCACGAAAUGUUCUUCGGGAACGUACGCCUACGCGUAAAAACAGACGCGCAGCGCGUUUUUCUACGAGCCUUCGAUCCUACGUUUUUGCAUUUCCGCCUCCCAAGAGAGCGAGCGAAGUUCCCUCUUUUCCCGCGACACACACGACGAAACCCUACUACUAUUACGCAUUAAGUGCGAGCGAGAUUUACAAUUGUAAUUAUGUAUAAACCGAAUGCUACGAUGUAUAUUAUAGAUCGAUUAUAAAGAACACACUCAUCAUUAUGAAAAUAAAUACCUAUCAAAAUUAA